GUUUCAAUUGAUUUCAAUUCAUUAAAAAUAUAUAUUAUCAUUAAAUUGUUUCAUCAAAUUUCUUCAGGUAUGACAUCAACAAAACAAGCGAUUAGUCAGCCAUUGGUGGCAAAGAAAAUGGGUUUAACUAACGAUUCUUCGAGUCGACAAUCGUUUGAUCGUUUCGGCGAUGAUUUGUCAGAACUCAUGUUAUCUUAUCUGACAUUUGAGGACAAACUAAGACAUGAAUCGGUGUCCAAACAAUGGCAUCAAUUGAUACCACAGACUGUGACAGACAUUAGAUUUGAUGAGAAGUUCCUGCAAAUAACCGACAACUCGUUGACCGCACUGUUGUCGAAGUGUCCAAACAUUACAAGCAUUGAUAUUAGUCUUUUGGAUUUUACUAAAGAUUAUACCUAUAGUUUUUCAUCAAUUAACCGAUACUUAUCUAUAUUGUCAUUAAUUAUCCGAUACUGUCCACAGUUGCGACACAUCUAUAUAGACAGAAACGUUGGUACAAACAAUUUGGUGUCACUCUACGAUAUAAUCGAUGAAUUGGUUCCACUCUUUCAUAGACUCAAUCAAUUGAUUCCAGAAUAUGAUAGACUAUUCACUGUCUUUGCCGAACAAUUGCAGACAAUUCAAGUGAAAGAUCAAGUCUUUAAACUACUGAACAAAGUUCUCAUCAAACAUCUCAAGAAGUGUACAAAUCUAUCGACAUUUAGCGACUCUGUGCCUGAAAUUUAUAGACAGUUGACUAUUGAACCGCUAUUCAAGAGACUGAAGAAACUUGAGAUCAAUGUCUUAAAUAAGAAAAUGGUUAACAUUUUUCAAGAUAUUGUCCGACUAUAUGGCAAACAAUUGACUGUAUUGUAUGUGGAAAUCAUUUUGGAUGAAAUUAGUGACCACUUUAAGACAAUAAUGACCGGUUUGUCACAAAUGUCACAAUUGUUUGACUUAAAUAUUAAACUUAAUGAUAUCGACAAUACUGAUUGGACACAAUUGUCGCAACUGUUGCCACCAAUUGGUCACAAUUGUUACCGAUUGAAGAGAUUGACAAUUUGUUUAGAAACUAAUGAAAUCGAUGACGAAAUUGGCAGCAAUUUAUUGAAAAGUAUUUUCGAUAAUUUUAAACAAUUAAAGCGAUUGUUUUUGAUUGAAAAAUCUCGUAAUGGUAUUGAUUUGAUUGGAUCAGAUGACAAUCAUCAGAUGAUGAAUGGAUUCAAACAGUUAACACAUUUGUCGAUCAUAUCAAAGAAGAUGUCGACAACCGAUCAUCACUUUAUCAGUAAUAUUGUCGCUAACUGUCCUCGACUUCAAUAUCUUGAAUACACGGGUUAUUGCAUUGAUUCAAAUGGAUUGCAAUCGUUGUCACAAUUACCACAUUUGCGGACAAUUAUCUUAAACAAUGUCUGUAACGCCGAUUUGAAUGCUAUUCAAAAUUGUAGAAAAAUUUGCAAAGUUUUCAUUUCCGGUGAAAAUAAUAAAUUGCUGUGA
Messenger RNA from Oppia nitens, 1476 nucleotides. RefSeq lists its product as uncharacterized. Bases 70 to 1476 code for a protein of 468 amino acids. Gene Ontology annotation, cellular component: SCF ubiquitin ligase complex. Gene Ontology annotation, molecular function: protein binding. Gene Ontology annotation, biological process: SCF-dependent proteasomal ubiquitin-dependent protein catabolic process. The record is from RefSeq and is a predicted model, not a curated record. NCBI's taxonomy places the organism in Eukaryota, Metazoa, Arthropoda, Arachnida, Sarcoptiformes, Oppiidae. The transcript has 2 exons.